CUUUAUCUCCCUCUCUCUACAAUGUUCGAUUGGAGGUAAGCAGGAAAGGGCCCUCAGCCGCGUUCCCUCGAAGCCCUUUCUCUCUUUCUCUCUCUAACGCGCUCUCCCUCUCUUUAGAACUCUAGAUAUUUGAUAAUACGUAUCCCCAGUUUUGACCUAGAAUUCUCUCCCUUCGCCGCCCUAUAAUACAUAUUCAUGUUCAGGCCUUAACUUUUCGAUCCCGAUUCUCUGUAUAAAUAUCGUUGUUCCUCUGUUUAAACACGUUCUAUCCGUUGACUAAUAGAUCUAUGAUUCAAGUCCUCAAAUUUUGUUGAUUGUAGGCGAGAUCUUUUUGAAAUCAAGAGGAUUCAGUGGAUAUUCGUUACGGUUUGGACGUUUUGGUUGUGUAUGGUUUGUUCACAAAAUCAAUUUUUUGUUGAAAUUUUGUUUUGUUUCAUUCGUACUGUAAGAAAUGUCAAUUCUUCCUAAAAGCGAUUCAAUUCAAAUUCGAGAAGUGUGGAAUGACAAUCUCGAAGAAGAGUUUCUUGUGAUUCGCGAAAUUGUGGAUAAAUUUCCUUAUAUUGCGAUGGAUACGGAGUUUCCUGGAGUUGUUCUUCGUCCCGUGGGAAAUUUCAAAAACAGUAGUGAUUAUCAUUACCAGACGUUGAAGGAUAAUGUGAACAUGUUGAAAUUGAUUCAAUUAGGGCUUACGUUUUCGGAUGAGGAAGGGAAUUUACCCACCUGUGGCACCGAUAGGUUUUGCAUUUGGCAAUUUAAUUUUCGCGAGUUCAAUGUUAACGAGGAUGUAUUUGCCAAUGACUCGAUUGAGCUUUUGCGCCAGAGCGGCAUUGAUUUCAAGAAAAACAAUGAAAAUGGUAUUGAUGCGCAACGAUUUGGAGAACUUUUGAUGUCAUCAGGGAUUGUACUGAAUAAUAGUGUUUAUUGGGUUACUUUUCAUAGUGGAUAUGAUUUUGGGUACUUGCUCAAGCUAUUGAGUUGCCAGAAUUUGCCCGAUACACAAACAGAGUUCUUCGAUUUGAUCAAUAUGUACUUCCCCAACCUUUAUGACAUCAAGCAUCUCAUGAAGUUUUGCAAUAGCCUUCAUGGUGGAUUGAACAAGCUUGCGGAAUUGUUGGAAGUUGAGAGAAUUGGUGUCAGUCACCAGGCGGGUUCAGAUAGUUUGCUCACAUCUUGUACUUUCAGGAAGUUGCAAGAAAAUUUCUUUAGUGGAUCGCUUGAUAAGUAUGCUGGUGUUUUGUAUGGUCUAGGUGUUGAGAAUGGACAGAAUACUCAUUGAAAAAAAAAAUACUAAAAAGAAUGAAACCAUAGGUGUUUAUUGAACUAUGUGUGUGUGUGUGUGUGUGAUGACACCCACUUCGUUGUACACUGUUGGCAAAAGCUGUUAUUAAUUUAUAAAUUUUCCCUUAUAAUGGAUUAAA
Messenger RNA from Cornus florida, 1418 nucleotides. RefSeq names its product probable CCR4-associated factor 1 homolog 7. The transcript is spliced from 2 exons. NCBI's taxonomy places the organism in Eukaryota, Viridiplantae, Streptophyta, Magnoliopsida, Cornales, Cornaceae. The coding region runs from base 452 to 1276 and encodes 274 amino acids. The record is from RefSeq and is a predicted model, not a curated record. Gene Ontology annotation, cellular component: CCR4-NOT complex; CCR4-NOT core complex; P-body. Gene Ontology annotation, molecular function: poly(A)-specific ribonuclease activity; nucleic acid binding.